This is a messenger RNA of Acipenser ruthenus (sterlet), 2839 nucleotides long. RefSeq names its product VPS9 domain-containing protein 1-like. Gene Ontology annotation, molecular function: small GTPase binding; guanyl-nucleotide exchange factor activity. The transcript is spliced from 12 exons. Gene Ontology annotation, biological process: vesicle-mediated transport. NCBI's taxonomy places the organism in Eukaryota, Metazoa, Chordata, Actinopteri, Acipenseriformes, Acipenseridae. The coding region runs from base 306 to 1769 and encodes 487 amino acids. The record is from RefSeq and is a predicted model, not a curated record. Gene Ontology annotation, cellular component: cytosol; endocytic vesicle.
UUGAACCCACCCCCAACACCAGUGUCCGUCAUUUCCCCAAUUUCUGACCACUCCUGCUUUAAUUAAACUCACGUGUGAAUUAUGUGGUUUAGGAACUGAUUUCCAUAGAAAACGCAAUGCCAGUAUGUAUUUUCUUAUAUUAUAAACUUUUUUAUUUAUUUAUUUUUAAAAUCUAAAAACAGCAAAUUUACGCGGGUUGGAAUAUCAUUUUUGACAACGGAAAAAGCAAGGCGUUUAACCCCAAAAGAAAAACGUUGAAUAAAUCAUUUUCCAAAGAAAAUUACGGCGCCUUUUCCGGGAUUUAAAUGGCAACGCGUUACUACUGGAAACAAUUUAAAGCGUUUUUAAAGACAUUGUCCCUUCAGCGUCAAAUGAUGGAGAAUCUUAUUAUUGCAAGAGCAAGACAAGAGGCGCUUCAGAGGAAGAUGGAAAAGAGGAGGCUGAGAUUGCAGGAGGAAGCCAAUAGGAGCUUUUCCAGUUCUACAUCUCUAACCCCUGAAGAACAGGAGCAAAGACUCCUAUAUGGCAGCAUUCUGGAGUAUGAGCAGGAUCAUGAUUGGCCAAAACAAUGGAAAGCAAAUCUAAAGAAAAAUCCAAAUGACCUCUCUGUGGUGUCUGGUCUUAUCUCUUGUAUCUUCAGCUGUCCAGAGCAUCCUAUAAUGAAGCUCCUGAAGAGACUGCAGUACAGGAUUUACAACAAGCUCUACCCCAUUGUCAGCAAGGUCACGGCCCCUGAGUCACCAUCCACAGCCACCUGCAGGGGGCGCAACAUCAAGUCCUCACAAAGCAUUCACUGUAUGCAAUCAGUUCAGGAAAACAACAAAACAAACAGCAAGAAACUAAGACACAGUCUUUCAGUCACAUCCCUGUCCAUCACUGAAGACUACAAUGCCAACACAUGCGCUAAAGAACAAACACAAACUGGGCAGAGCACUAAAGAGCCCAAGUUGGUAGUGAGCAUGGGAGAUCAGGACAGUUCUUUUGAGGAUUUGGAGCAGUUUCUGUCCCAGUUUGAGUGCCCGUCUGCCAGCCUGCCAGAUCUGUCCAAACCUGCUGUGGAUGUGGAUCCCCUGAUUCACAAACUGGAGGAGGGGGUGCUUCAGGCACACCUCAGGAGCAUUGUGAAGGAUAUCCACAAGUCGAUAGACCGGCUGCUGUCCUUGUAUAUUCUGGCCUUUGAGCCCCUGAACACGACUGCCUCCAAGGACCAGUGCCUCGCCAGCAUCGAGGAGGCUUUCUUCCCACCCAUCUGGCCCUUGUUGCUGGCUCUGUUUAGAAAAGUUUACGGACACAGAGAGUUGGCUUUUGAAAAGAGUAUGAGACUGUACAGAAAUGCCAAGCCUGGAGAUGUGGGUGUUGCGUCUAAACUUUGCCCCUCAGAAUCUGCUUCUGGUUCUUGCCCUUAUGAAUCUGCUGUGCAGGAACUGAGGCUAAUCUCAAAAGAUUGCUGUCCACAAAAGAAACUUGAGUGUAUUGUGCGAACCCUGCGUCUGAUCUGUGAGUGUGCAGAGGAGUACCACUCCUCCCAUGAGCCGACUACCUUGCACAGCUCUGCGGCCAUCGGUGCUGAUGACCUGUUACCCAUAUUGUCCUAUGUUGCCUUGAAGAGUGACCUGCCACAGCUGGUGUCGGAGUGUGCAGCGCUGGAGGAGUUUAUCCAUGAAGGGUAUCUGAUUGGUGAGGAGGGAUACUGCCUGACAUCUAUGCAGAGCGCAGUGACUUAUGUGGAAUCUCUGCAUAAAAGAGACAUUUAUGCUUGUGGGUAUUGAUGACAGAAUACUAAGCAGGUGUCACAAUGUGAGCUUUAGUUGUACUUUUUUUCAUAUGUAAUACGUUUGAAUAUUAAGAAAAGUACUAACAUUAAACACAUUGGGGAAGCAAACAGAAGAAUGAAACCUCCUGCAUCAUCCAUCUGUCUACACUGGGACAAUGCCGACGUUUUCAGAAUGGCUGUAAAUGAAAAGCAGAUUUAAGACUGUUGCCACAAUUGCCACACUAUAAACAUUUAAAGAACAUUAACAUUGUAAAAGGGUUGAUGUUGCAUGUUUGUUGAGUUCUGUAAUCACAGGAUUACUUCAUGUGUCGUGGUUUAUAAUCUGUUUAACGUGGAUGUAAUGCUUUGACUCUCUUUGGUUUUUAACUUACUGUUUCACUCUGUGACUGCUGGAAAUGCACACGUUCAUUUGAGAAAGUGUUUUAAUCUGAGUACUAAUUCACUUGCGCUGUACCCCAGUCAGGCUCCUGUCAGUUAUCCUUAACCAGUACAGUUAAGUUAUUUAGAUUUACCAUUGGCCUUAUUGCUAAUACCAGAUUUUUAGAAACCCAAUUCAUGUGAAGUGGAUCAACACCAGAGAUAAAUUGCUGUAACUUUAUGUAAAUAUUUUUUCAUUCAUUUAAAUGUACUUCUGCUGUAUUAUAAAAAAAUUAGCUAGGGUUUUUUUUUGUUUGUUUGUUUGUUUUUUAAAUCAUGGUUGCUGUGAAAUACAAAACCUAAAUAAUAAAUAUGUCCACAGCACAAAGAAAAUAUUUGGAGAGCACAAAUAUGUGGAUCACAGCAUUCAAGAUACAGCUUCCUAAGACACACAAUGUAUGUAAUACCAGUCCGGAUGAUGAUUAUUAUUUUUUUACUAGUAGCAUGCAAACAAACUGUUUGAACAUUCAGUUAGAAUUGGAUGUUUUGUGUUUUUCUCUACUGUUUUGUGAUAACAUGCUCAUACUAGGUGAAGCUUUUCAGUAAAGUACUGUCACCGUAAAUGCUGUUGUCUGAACAUGUAUCCUAAUUGGUUGUAUUUAAUCAAAAGGCUCUACAAAUGAAUAAAUAAAUAAAAACACUUUGAAA